AUGGAUUCAACAUGGUGUGUCACAAUAUUAUAUAGAGAUUCAUCAUGUUCAUUAUUAUGGUAUCAUAACAAAAAUAAAAUUAAUCAGUUACCUACAAGUGAUGAACAGCUUUCAGCAACAACAAAAUCUCUAUUGUCAUUGCUGAAUUUAACUCAAGGACAGAAAAGCAGGCGGCAUUUCCCAAAAGGGGAAGAAAUUGAUAUGCAGAUAUUGAUGUCGGAAUGGGAAUUGGCUGAUGGCUGUCUUCCUAUUAUUCCACUUACUAGGAUAAAACAUGCUCAAGAUUUUUUGGAUUCGUUUCUUAUUCAGGUAAUGGAUAAAUUAGUUUGCAGUAUACAAAACACCAAUGAACUGGUCAAUGGAUUGUUAAAAGAUUAUUAUAGACAGAAAAAAGGUAUUGCUAUGGGACCAGUCAUCGGGCCAAAAUUAGCUGAUAUUUAUAUGAUUACAAUAGAUGAAAGAAUCUUGACAUUAACAGUUUCAUCUAAAGAUAUUGAAGAUUAUGCAAAUAGACUACAGGAAAAUUUAAAUUUUACAAAUGAAGAUGAACAACAACAAGAGCUGAAUUUCUUGGAUGUUGUUAUAAAGAGAGAGGAAACAAGGGUUUUAUUUCAGACUAAAAAGAAUGUAUUUAUCAUGGAAUUAAGGAAGAUUUUGAAUAGAACAACUUUACAAGAAAAUAUAGAUAUAGAAAUAAAACAACUUUUUAAAAAAUUUCUGUUAAAUGAUAACCCAAAGUAUAUUCUUUUUGCGAAUCAAAAAAAUAAGAUGUUAAAUGUGAUCAGCAUCGUAAAUAAUGAAGAUACAAAUAUGCAUAAAGAUCAAUUUAAGAUUGCAGGUGUUGUCUAUAGAAUGUCAUGUACCUGUCAAAAUCCAAAUUAUUACAUUGGAGAAACUGGAAGAAAGCUGGAGUUGAGGAUAAACACGAGGCAGCUAUCAGAUUUAGAAGGAUGGAAUCGGUGUGGUUCCUACAUUGUAAUGAAUUUGAUUGUAAUAUAAAUAAUAAAAAUACUAAAAUAUUAUAUAAAGUAGAAAAUUGUACUGAAAGAAAAAUUGUUGAACAUUUUUACAUCAUCGCGUAUGCAAAUGUAAUUAAUUUAAAUACCAGGAUGUACUUUGAUGCAUGCUGGGAAAAGUUGCUGGAUUUAAAA
Centruroides sculpturatus (bark scorpion) is the source of this 1151-nucleotide messenger RNA. RefSeq lists its product as uncharacterized. The coding region runs from base 1 to 999 and encodes 332 amino acids. The record is from RefSeq and is a predicted model, not a curated record. The transcript has 7 exons. NCBI's taxonomy places the organism in Eukaryota, Metazoa, Arthropoda, Arachnida, Scorpiones, Buthidae.